Molecule: messenger RNA, 1620 nt
Organism: Aspergillus pseudotamarii
Lineage: Eukaryota; Fungi; Ascomycota; Eurotiomycetes; Eurotiales; Aspergillaceae
Product: C2H2-type zinc finger protein
Exons: 4
Coding region: 1-1620 (539 amino acids)
Biological process (GO): regulation of transcription by RNA polymerase II
Cellular component (GO): nucleus
Molecular function (GO): DNA-binding transcription factor activity, RNA polymerase II-specific; RNA polymerase II cis-regulatory region sequence-specific DNA binding
Source: RefSeq, a predicted model, not a curated record
AUGGCUUCUCACACUAAAAAGGACGAUUACUGCCUCGAGUGUCAAUGGGAGUCAUUUCACAUAGACGGGAAAGAAUCGGAGAACCAGUCGGAUGCCCCCGCAACAUCCCAGUGGGAUUGCUCAGGCGAGGGACAUGACGCCUCGCUCGAUCACUGUCAUGUCGACGACGCCUGCUGCGACAUGGACGACUGCUCCAUCACUUGUCCCUCGGUUUGCGACGGGCUCGUGGAGUGCGAUGACACCGUAUGCACCGACACCCACUGCAAUGAUGGCUGUGACGAUACGCAUUGCGAGAACGCCGAGACCCUUUGCUUUGAUGAACACUGCUUUGGUAACGAUGGUAACGAUGCAACUGUUGCAGACCAUACGCUGGAGUCUCUUUUAGGGCUAGCAGGCCCCAUUAAUCUGGAAUCCAACGAGUUACUUUCGGCAUGUACAGUUGGACAAUCCCAAGGAGAUGAACUGCCCAAAACAACGGGUAAUGUAACUUCGGAGAUGGUGACUCCUCAUCCCUCUCUGGAUUCCCUCUUCCCUCAGCAUUCGAUCCCGGUCGCCCAUUGCCAUACGCACAGUUUCCCUCAUUUUCAUUUCCAUGACUCCUCUAAAGACGCUCACGGCAACACGAUGCACCAACCGUUCCCGGUUCAGAACGGUGUUAAUCCGGCAGAUGUAUUCCAUAUGCUGGGAAUGUGUCCCGACCUUUCCGCCUGUCAAAACUUUCAUGUACACGAAAACACGAACUGCGACCAUGUUAACAAACCGAAUCCUGACACUGGUUCUAAUUCAUUCGCCUGUUUCCAUAUCCCGCCUAAUGUUAAUCUUAACGACCUCAUGAAAAGCCCGGUACAUAUCCACAGUAACCCCUCGAGGGGCCCUUGUCGCACGCACCACCGCUGUCGCACGCAUGCGCAUGCUCAUGUGCAUCCAUACGGACAUUAUUCGCCAUACUCCCGCCAGUCCCGCUCCAGCGUGAGCUCGCAAUUGAUAUCCAGCCCGGGCGAUAGCCCUCCACCUCUGGAGGGCGGGACACCGUCGGUGCUGACAAGCCCGGUUACUCCGACCGAGAACGAAGUGCAUAUUUGCAAGUGGACCACCACGUCAAGUGGCGUCAAGACUAUUUGCGGUGCUCAAUUCUCUGAUUCCUGUACUCUUCAGGAGCAUUUGAUCGCGCAACACAUGUCAACCAUCAAUGGCGCCAAGGGUACCGGAUACUACUGCUGCUGGGAGGGCUGCCACCGUCCGGAUGAACCAUUCUCGCAGAAGUCCAAGCUACAAGGCCAUUUCCUGACCCAUAGCAACUACAAAAACUUCAAAUGCUCCGUCUGUGGCAAAUUUUUCGCUCGACAGGCAACGUUGGAACGGCAUGAACGAAGCCAUCGGGGGGAGAAGCCCUACAAGUGCUCUGAAUGCGGGAAAGCUUUCACGGACAGUAGUGAACUGAAAACCCAUUCACGGACGCACACCGGAGAGAAACCCUUCAAGUGUACCUUUCCUGGAUGUAACUUCCAGACCGGUGAUCACAUGGUGAACGGAAACACAAAUGCAUUUACCCAGGAUGUACCAAGAGCUUUACUCGACCUGGUGAGUGCCUACGACAUCUACUGGUGUUCCGCAUGCUGA